AUGUCUAGAUUUUGGUUCAUGUUGUUUCUUGCAAAUGAGUACAAGAUUGUGGUAGUUGGGUUGGAUAAUGCAGGGAAGACCAUCACUAUUUACAAAUUGCACUUGGACGAGGUGGUAACUACUCACCCUACCGUUGGUAGCAAUGUGGAAGAGGUUGUCUACAAGAACAUAAGUUUUGAGGUUAGAAUCCUUGCUCAAAGUCUAUUUUUUUUCCUUUUGGUGCUGUUGACACCUAACAUUAAUUUGACCUGA
This is a messenger RNA of Linum tenue, 252 nucleotides long. NCBI's taxonomy places the organism in Eukaryota, Viridiplantae, Streptophyta, Magnoliopsida, Malpighiales, Linaceae. The record is from the annotation of a GenBank genome assembly.